GCCGCCUGCUGACGAUAACAAAGGGAUGCUUGUGGUCCGUGUUAUUGCUGGUUAUGUAAUUGCCUUCUAUUUCGACAUGGACUGGGGUCGGCUACGGGCAUGUGCGUGGAAUAGCCACGCUUAAGUCCGCGGGGGCGUGACGUUGCCGAGUACUAGAACUGACGACUCCGCGAGACAGAAAGGAGAGCAAAAAGGACACGGGCCAUCUUUAUCACACGAGUAUUGUCAGAACUAGAGGUCCUCUUCCGAUCAACUGCAUAUAUAACGCAAGGAGGAGAACUGCAGGUUCCUGUUUCUCUUGACAACGACAACGAGCCACCACCACCGACCUUGGACUCUCUCUCUCUCUCUCUCACACACACACACACACUGUACUUGCAUCGUUUCUGAUACCACUCAGCUUCUUCUCCGCCAUGCACAUCUCGCAAGCUGGCGUACUGCUCACGGCGAUGCUCGCCUCGACGACGCUGGCCGGCCCUACGCCAGGACAAAAGGCUUCGACGGCGACGACGACGUCCUACACGGUCUCAUGCUCGGGGCGGAUGCCGAACCCCAAGAUUAUGCUUACGGGGCUAUGCUUCGAGCCCCAGUCCUCGUGCGUGGGUAGCACAUACCACGCUGCUCAGUCGGCGGAGAGGGUGUGCGAAAAGUGCUCGUGUGUGCCGAAUGCGUAAAAUCUGCUGCUGCUGGGACCGAACAAGCUGCAGCAUGGGCGACGACUACACGGCAUCUCGAAUUUGGGUCCGCUGCUGCUGCUGCUGCUGCUGCUCGCCCGUCGUGCGAUGACAGCUCGCCGCGGCUCAGGGUACCACUGGCUACCCGGUUGAGCAAGCAAAAAGGAGCAAGGCUCGAGGUACGAGGGCGGUGCACUAUUUCGACGGCUAUAUUGGAGUUACUUGCUGCGUCUUGGCCUCGACGACACUCCGCGCAGUAGGUAGCACUUGGGUGGAUGGCAAGAUGGUAAAGGCAUGGGGAUUCGGAGCAGUCUGAGAUGUUUGCGACCGCGUUUCGUUCGGACAAUCAGAGCAGGGCCGACGGCACUGGAUGUUGAUGGUGGCAGUUUCUGGUUUUCAGUUUGGUGGGCGACGGGAACUUAUACUUGGCUGUGUGACUGGCUGGUCCUUUAUCGACUUUGAUGGGGCACUUCUAUAACUACACUAAUGAAUGCUAUGCUC
Molecule: messenger RNA, 1175 nt
Organism: Purpureocillium takamizusanense
Lineage: Eukaryota; Fungi; Ascomycota; Sordariomycetes; Hypocreales; Ophiocordycipitaceae
Exons: 1
Coding region: 414-674 (86 amino acids)
Source: RefSeq, a predicted model, not a curated record